Messenger RNA from Ylistrum balloti, 6476 nucleotides. Its product is annotated as glutamine--fructose-6-phosphate aminotransferase [isomerizing] 2-like. Lineage: Eukaryota; Metazoa; Mollusca; Bivalvia; Pectinida; Pectinidae. The record is from RefSeq and is a predicted model, not a curated record. The coding region runs from base 71 to 2113 and encodes 680 amino acids. Gene Ontology annotation, biological process: UDP-N-acetylglucosamine metabolic process; fructose 6-phosphate metabolic process; carbohydrate derivative biosynthetic process. Gene Ontology annotation, molecular function: carbohydrate derivative binding; L-glutamine:D-fructose-6-phosphate transaminase (isomerizing) activity. The transcript is spliced from 19 exons.
GCAUUGCUUGACAGCUAGUAGACGAACACACUUGCAUCAGACGUUACGGUUGUUUAUAUACAGAUCCAAAAUGUGUGGAAUAUUUGGGUACCUGAACUAUCUUGUUCCUGUCACUAGGAAGGAAAUAUUAGAAAUCCUGAUCAAUGGAUUAAAACGGUUAGAAUACAGAGGAUACGACUCUGCAGGAGUUGCUUUUGAAGGAAGUGACUGCGGAGAUGAAAAAUGUGUGAUUCGUAUGAUAAAACAAAAGGGAAAAGUUAAGGCACUGCAACAGGAGGUGGAAACCUGUUCUGACCUGAAGUUUGAUCGGGCAUAUAACAUCCAUAUUGGUAUUGCUCACACACGAUGGGCCACUCAUGGGGAACCAAGUUGUGUCAAUAGUCAUCCACAGCGGUCCAAUGCAGACAACGAAUUUGUUGUUGUACACAAUGGUAUCAUCACAAACUACAAAGAUGUCAAAUCAUUCCUGCAAUCAAAAGGUUUUGAGUUCGAGUCUGACACAGAUACAGAAGUUAUUGCCAAGCUUGCACAACAUGUCUUCAACAAUCACAAGGCAGAGAGCCUGACCUUUCGUGAGUGUGUGGAAAUGGCCAUACAGCAACUGGAAGGAGCGUUUGCUUUGUGUUUCAUGAGCACAAAUUACCCUGGGGAAUGUAUAGCCACAAGACGAGGCAGUCCCCUGUUGGUUGGGGUCAAGAGCAAGGCUAAAUUGUCGACUGAUCACAUCCCAAUCCUCUAUAGCAAAGAUCACCGUGGAUAUGUCGGACCCACUCAGAGGGUGGACAGCACUACAGAGUUCCACCCAAUGGGCCCAGAAAGGGAAGUGGAGUACUUCUUUGCUUCUGAUGCUAGUGCCAUCAUUGAACAUACCAACCAGGUGAUAUUUCUGGAGGAUGAUGAUGUAGCUUCUGUAAAAGAUGGCUCCCUCUCCAUUCACCGUGUCAAACGUAGCAUCGAUGAGUCGACUGUCCGAGAGGUGAUCACACUUAAAACUGAGAUUCAAGAGAUUAUGAAAGGUAAGUUCUCAUCAUUCAUGCAGAAAGAGAUUUUCGAGCAACCUGAGUCCGUCAUCAAUACAAUGAGGGGACGUGUCAACUUUGAGACAAAUCAGGUUGUACUUGGAGGCAUAAAAGAUUUCAUGCCUGAAAUCAGAAGAUGUCGCAGAAUGCUGUUCAUUGCUUGUGGGACCAGCUAUCACAGUGCUGUAGCUACAAGACAACUACUUGAGGAAUUGACCGAGUUACCUGUGAUGGUGGAGCUGGCCAGUGACUUCCUUGAUAGAGAUACACCUGUCUUCAGGGAUGAUGUCUGCUGUUUCAUCAGUCAGUCAGGAGAGACGGCUGACACAUUACUUGCUCUGCGUUACUGUAAACAAAGAGGUGCUCUGAUUGUGGGAGUUACCAACACCGUGGGCAGUAGUAUCUGCCGCGAGUCACAUUGUGGUAUCCAUAUCAAUGCUGGACCAGAAAUUGGGGUUGCCAGUACCAAGGCCUACACCAGUCAGUUUAUUUCUCUGGUUAUGUUUGGUUUGGUCAUGUGUGAGGACAGAAUCUCGAUGCAGGAACGACGCAAGGAAAUCAUUCAGGGUCUACAUGACCUGCCAGAUCUUAUUAAGGAGGUGCUGGAGAUGGAUGAUCAGAUCCACACCCUAUCCCAGGAAUUGUACCAACAAAAGAGUUUGCUGGUGAUGGGACGUGGCUAUAACUUCGCUACCUGCCUGGAGGGAGCACUGAAAAUAAAAGAAUUGACCUAUAUGCACUCGGAGGGAAUUAUGGCAGGAGAGUUGAAGCAUGGUCCGCUGGCUUUGGUGGACAAAGCCAUGCCAGUUAUGAUGGUCAUCACCCGUGACAAAGUCUACUCAAAAUGUAUGAAUGCCCUUCAACAAGUAAAGGCCAGACAUGGCCGCCCAAUUUUACUUUGUACGCGAGGAGACCUGGAUGCUCAAAAGUCUGCAUAUAAGUACGUGGAACUUCCCCCCACAGUCGACUGCCUGCAGGGCAUUCUCACAGUUAUACCAAUGCAGCUGCUCUCCUUCCAUAUUGCUGUCCUAAAGGGAUACGACGUAGACCAACCUCGGGCAUUGCUGAAGACUUACACCUCACACAGUUCAUAGGAGGCCUGAUUUGUGGACCAGUAUCUAGUGGGCUCGUCUUUCCUUUUAUAAAUAUUUACUAUGCAGCUGGAUCUUAAGAGAGUAUAAAUGGUUAUAAAGAUAAUCCAUGUGUGAUAUUUCUGUAAAUGAUACCUUGUGUUUACUGUGUAAAUGACGUGGGACCACGCUUGUGUGACUGUAUUGAGGUAUUCUAUAUGCCUGAUGUGGUUAUCUUGUAAAAUCAUCCAUGGUAACAUUUCUUAAUUAUUUGCUUUUAAUUGUAAUGAUCAAUAAUUAAUACAUUUUCCUUUUUUACUGUGGCAUUUUCAACCUAUAAAAGAGAUUUACGAUGUUUUAUUUCUGCAUAUCACAGAAGCUGUUUUUUUAAGAGGUGUGUUUUACUGAAAUCUGCCAAGACGCUCAAUACAUCAGUUGUAAUGGAAAGUAAUGGGUGAUCUAUUAUUUUCCACCCUCAUAAUGACCCUGGCUGUUGUGGAGAAGUUAAACACCACACAACAAAGUGUUGACAGGAGCUAAACAUUAGACAGGUGUCAGUUACACAUAGAAUUUACUCACAAUAAGAAAAUUAUUGGAGUCAACUCACAAUAAGUCACGUAUUGGAGUCAACUGAUGAUAAGAUAAAUAUUGAGGUUAAGUCCAUAUUUUAUAUUUAUAUUUUAUAUUAUUUCUGUCCUAAGUAACAAUGUCAGACACGUGGGCAUAUGUCGUCAUUUUCUUAUGAAAUGUGAAGUAUAUUUUUGUUUCUCUACACACAACAGUUUAUAGCAUAUCAUGACCCAGUCUAAAAUUUUAAAUACUUUCAAACUUGGAAUGGAAAUGUCAUUUAUUGAUGAUCACAAGAUAAUAAGGUAUUACCAAAAUAACACAAGUGUUACUAUGUAUAUCUUAACUGUAUAUUAUCUGUAUUUAUUGUACACAAUGUUUCCUGGAGACUGUUCUACUGAUACCAGUUCUGUAUCUUCCUGUUUAUCAAUUUGUUACAUUGCUACACUGUUAUUGAUCUAGCCUGUACAUGUUUUGAUUUAUUCCACUGCUUAUGUUCAAUGACUAUGAUUUAUCGUAUGUUUAAUUCACAGUACAUACACUGGUGACAUUAUAUAAAAUGCUGUCAUACACAGGCUGGUGACAUCGUAUGAUGUACUGAUUUCAAGGUCAUACACAGGUUGGUGACAUCGUAUGAUGUACUGAUUUCAAGGUCAUACACAGGCUGGUGACAUCGUAUGAUGUACUGAUUUCAAGGUCAUACACAGGCUAGUGACAUUGUAUGAUGUACUGAUUUCAAGGUCAUACACAGGCUUGUGACAUUUUUUAAACAUAUUUGUCCUGCAAUAAAUCCAGGUGCCAACACAUAAAUCUUACUAGUAAAUAUUGUUGGUUCUGCUGAAUUUCCACAUAUAUGUGGAUGGGCUUAUUAUCAAACAUGGACUUGUCAGGCAGUCUGGUGUAUUUCAUGAGCAGCUGAUCAAAUCAUGUUUUGUUUUUACAAUCACUCGAUGUAUUGCUGCUGCUGAUCUCAAUUGUCUAUUAACAUUAAAACCAAAAACAUUAUUGAAAAAUGUGCAACUGGUUAUCAACAGUCUAUCUAGUUGUUUAUCAUAUUUCCAAAGAAUCUGCUUUUUUUUAAAUAUUGCACCACAUAAUGUAUUUAUUAUAUUAACCGAACCCCCCAAACUCCUGCUCAUUAGAGAUUUUUUCUUUGUAUGACUUACCAUGUGUAAAAUGAAUCUCCACAAUACACAAACAUGUACUUCCAAAGAAAUACAAUCCUCAGUGCAAUCACAAAAUGAACAUAAUUUUGUACAAAAAUGUUCAGAGCAAGCCGACAGGAUCCCUCUCUUUGAAGAAUUUCAUUCUCCUGUGGCAUUUAUUAGAAUAAGAAUGGUAUUUUCUUUUUUGUUGUUUUGUUUUCAUUCUCUUUUUUUUGCCUGGAUAUUUAUUAUGAUGUGAAUCUCAUUCUGAUUCAGCUUGUGUGUUGAAAUAUGAGUUAGAUAAGAUCACAAGGAGAAUAAGCCCUCCAUUUUGUUCAGUCACAAAUGAAGAAACUGUCUUGAGGUGCUGACUCAGAAAAGAAUCUGAGCCAACUUAACUGAUCAAAAUAUGACAAUAUAAAACUUCAUACAGUAAAACUACCACCUUCAACAUCUUAACUUAUAUAAAGUGUUUGUUAAGCUCAAAUCUGAAAAAAUGACUCUGUGGACUUGGUGACUUGGUAAGCUUGAGUCCUGUUCACUGGUACAAUACCUAAUGACAACUACAUGUUUGGGUGCUUUCAUAGUAAUGUAUUCCUCCGUGUGUGAAAUUGUCUAUUUUCUUCAAUUUAUUCCCCAAGAUAUAUCCAAAACUAUAUUUCAUGUUAUCAAAUUCUUACCCUUGUAAAGCAGACUGACUGAGGGACUGUAACUUAGUAAGUUUUUCACAGGAAAACUGGGUGAAAUUUAGCAAUCUAACUAUUUAUAUUAUCUGACAGUAUAAUUAGGAUUCAUAACAACAAGUUAUCAAUAGAUACUGGUACUAACAUGUCGUACCUGCUUUUUCUUCUUUAUAUAUCUUUGUACUUGAUGAUAUUGUAAGCUGUUGUGAUCACGUCCCAGAUGGAUGGGAGAAACACCAGUACAUCGUAUUUCUGGAGUGUGAUGGUAGUAAAAUAUGGCUGCUUUAGUGAUUCAUUUAUUGUAAAAUUCAGUAUAGCUCAGACAGUAUUGCACUUACAGUUGUGUAUUCUAUAUUAUUGACAGUAUUGCAGAACCUGUUUAUCACUCUCAUGGUUUUAGAGUUGUCAAACCGAACUGUACAGACAAUUUUAAGUUAUUCAGUAUGAGAACUACGUUGAUGGCUUUGAUUGGUCAGUUUAUGUUUAGGAUUUGGUAGUUUGUACAGAUGUAUAUUAAUAUGUAUGUUUACUAUUUUAAUCAGAACAUUCAAACGGUUAAAUUUGUUUGUUAUGAAGGCAAUCACAUACCUAAAUAUCAAGUUAGCUCACAAAAGUUAUCUAUUUUUAUUAAUGAUGAAGCCAGUUUUAUUAAUGAUGAAUCCAGUGAGAAAUUUUGCUUGGUAAGAAAUAUAUUUUAAGGGAUAUAUAUUUAGUUUGUAGAUCUAAAUUGUGUGCAAAUGUAAACAGUGUGUAAUCAUGUUGUUCUACUUCCCCUUGUUUUACCAGUGUUAAGCCCAUAGGCAUUCAAUAUCCAUACCUCUUAUCAAACAAUACAAGUCACAUCUGGUUAUGACAACAUCUAUAUACAGCUGUAGGUAAUAUCUAGAUACAACUUCUGUAUACAACAGUAGGUCAUAUCUUGAUACAACCUAUGUAUACAACAGUAGGUCAUAGCUAGAUACGACAACUUAUGUAUACAACAGUAGGUCAUAUCUAGAUACAACUUAUGUAUACAACAGUAGGUCAUAUCUAGAUACAACUUAUGUAUACAACAGUAGGCCAUAGCUAGAUAUGACAAUUUCUGUAUACAACAGUAGGUCAUAGCUAGAUACAACUUAUGUAUACAACAGUAGGCCAUAGCUAGAUAUGACAAUUUCUGUAUACAACAGUAGGUCAUAUCUAGAUACAACUUAUGUAUACAACAGUAGGUCAUAUCUAGAUACAACUUAUGUAUACAACAGUAGGCCAUAGCUAGAUAUGACAAUUUCUGUAUACAGUUGUGAUCUUGUAGUUGGAUAUAUGACCCUUAUACAACACGGUUUGUAUAAUAGAAAUUUCAUACCGUAUAGAUAGAACUGUUGGGGUGAAAGGAAAUUUAGGACACUGAGGCUUAACAAAGGUAAAAUUCAUGUGGGAUAGAAGCAGUUUUCCAGUGAUGGGACAGUGUGUGUACAUAGCCUUUUUUGUGAUUUUCCAGUGUAAAUAACAAAUGUGGAGUGACCUUUUACAUCGAAUUGGAAGGUGUUGUGUUAUUGAUGUUUGCUAUUUUUACCUCAUUUCUAACAAAUGAAUGCUACCAGAAAUUUUAAUCAAAUGUACAGCAGCAACAUAAUUUUGAUGCUACAUUGUAAAUUAUAAUUUUAUUUCCAGUGACUAUACUGUUUUCUAUGGCAAAUACUGUGGUUGAACUAGUUUGAUUGUAACAUAACCAUGACCUGUUGAAACCAGUGUAUGAAAGGUCUUCUUUAUUACUGAAAUGCUGCUACUGUAUUUUAAAUGGUGUGAGAGGAUCCAAGGGAAACUUCACCUUACCUAAUGAUGCUUUUAUGUAAAAGCUUGAUGAUUUUAUCCACUUCAUCACACAAUAUUGUAGACACAGUAAUGUUUUAAUGGUAUCAUAACGAGGGAUAGGUUACUGUAGAUUUAGUCCUGUAUUGAGGGAUUGUAAUUCAUUGACAAUUUUAGAUGGUAAAUUAAAAUUGCAGUGACUUA